GUAAUAGCGAAGUUAGUUGAAUAAAUGUAAGUUCGAAUUCACAACCGGUCUGAAGUUAGGCCAGGAAAGAAAGAAUAGAAAAAGAGGGUGGAAGAAAGAGAAAGAAAGAAAUAGAGAGAAAGAAAGAAAGAAAGACAGAAAAAGAGAGGAAAUACGGUUUCCCCCGUCACUUUUUUUUUUAGUCUAGUUUGAUAUGCAACGACUACUACUGCUUUAUUUGAGCAAUUUGUUUUUUUAUAUUAAAGAAGUUUCUUCCGAACAACAGAGGAUUUGGUAUCAGUUUCUGUCUAUUAUUAUUUUAACCGCUCAGACUUGUUUUAUUUAACUAAAAGAAAAAAAAUAAGGCCCCGGCCUUCGUCAAUUGCAAUGACAUUUUAUUUUCGUUCUGUUAACGAGGCGUACCUAUUUAUAUACAAUUCACUCUGAUGGUUUGAAAAUGUCUUGUGACAACCCAAAUUGUGAAACAUGGCUUAAACCUGAACGGGAGUGUCAUCAUCCAAUGUGUGCAGGAAGUGGCAAAUCUGUGUUCUGUAAAAUCUGUGAUGAAACUAUUCAUAAGCAAGAAGGGUACCAAGGGCACCUGGUUAUUGACAUAUUCCCUUUCAGAGGUAGUUUCAAGAGCGGUUUUGAAACUGAAGUCCAGUUCGCACGUGAUCAGAACGCAAGUGAUGAAGAACAAAUGCUGGAAGUGGUAUUUCCGGAACCAGAACCAGACAAUGUAGAAUAUGGACCAACACCAGAACCAGCACCAGAACCAGAACCAGCACCAGAACCAGAACCAGACUAUACACGUAAUGAAUCUCCAGUGUUUGAUGAAACUACUCCUCGCUUUGUGAAACAUAAUGCAGCAACACGGUUGUCUGCUACUAUGUCAAAACGGCUGAAACGCAAAGAUGCUGUCAAAAGAAGACCCAGUAUGGAUGUUCAAAACCGAACCCGCAGUAAAAGUUUGUCAGCUGUGGAAAUUGGAAGCCACCUACAGAACAUAGAAUCUAAACUGGCAGGCAUCCAUGUUCAGUCGAUGAAUGUAGAUCUAACACAACAGCAGCCACAGAGUUUUAUGCCUGAAUUUACGUGGAAUGAAAUCCAGUUUUAUAUAGAAUCUACUCAAAGCCACCUGAAUUUAGUUGUGUCGAAAGGAAAAACCAUCCAAGACCUUUUGGCACCAAGACUAAAUGUAGAUGUAAAUACAAUAGAGUUUUACCUUGAAGGUUCUAAUUCAGCAUUACCAUUGUACAGCUUAGCCACCCGAGUACAAGGCAAUCGAAUUUAUCUAAGAGAUAGAGGCAACCGGACGCUUGCAUUCAUUAAGGAGAAAGAGUCUAAAAAAACCCCACAUGGAGUAUUAAUAAAACAGAGGAAAGUAAGUGCCGGAGUAACCGAUGAGACACAGCCUCAAAGACUUGUGCCUAAAACCAUGUUUGUUAAUAAAUCUAAGGACAAAGAUAAACUCGAGCAGAUGUAUGAUAUACUGAAACAUUAUGUCCAGAGGCUGCCAUCUGUGAACUCUGAGGACGUCGUUGGCUUGCCGCCAUCUCUUAUUGAGAAUAGCUGGAGAGACAUUGUGAGAAAUGCUUCUGACCUUCCAAAAGAAACCCAGAGUCAACAGGAAGUGAUAUGGGAGUUACUUAGCACAGAAAUUACAUACAUAGAAUCUCUUCAAGUGAUAACAACUCGAUUUAGGAGUUGCCUUCAAGCUGUACAAAAGGAACUGCCUGGUGUCAUGAAAGAGAUUGAUAUAGAAAUGUUGUUUAGUAAUAUUGUUGAAGUGUUUGCAGCCAACAGUAAAUUUUGGAAGGAGUACCUCUGUGAAUCUUUGAAAGUCUCUCGGCAAACACAUGAACCAAUUAAUCCCAGUUUACUAAAGGAUGGCUUUACAAAGUUCCCAGAAUUAAUGAAACCAUACCAAAGGUUCUGCGCUGAUCAAAUGCUUUGCCAGAACUAUAUUAAGACCCAAUAUAGUAGCAAUGAGUAUUUCAAGAAUUUUGUAGCGUGGGCUGAAAGCAACACCAACUUGUGCAAACGGCUACGAUUGAUUGACAUUAUAAUUACACCAAUGCAACGCCUGACACGAUAUUCACUGUUGCUGCGUCGUAUCAAAGAGAAGUCAGUAGAAGAAAAACAAAAAGAGGAUCUUGAAAUAAUGAUCCAGACAGUGGAGAAAUUUGUCAGUGAUGUGAAUCUCAUUGUUGGUGAAAAACGAGAAAGUGAUAAGUUAAAUGAAAUUGCUUCUCGGAUUGACUCUUAUGAAGGUUGUGAAGCUCCCAAUGAAGAAUGUGUUAAGCUUCUGAAUAAUUACAAUCAAAAAUUUAAACUUACAUCACAAAUGCCAAAUUGCCUUGCCAAACAAAGCCGCUAUUUGCUGCACCAUUGUAGCAUGAAGUUUAAAGAUUCUACAGUCCGGCAAGAUGUCGAAUGCUAUCUUUUCACUGACCUCCUGCUUAUAUGCAAAUUGAAAAAAUUUAAUGAUCGUCUGAAAGUAUUGAAACCACCAAUUAGAGUUGAUCAAAUUAGUCUUGAAGAACUCAAAGACAAAGGAUCCAUAUUGGUGAUACAAACAAACGAUUAUAUUGUUCCUAUAAUGGCGUUCAUCCUCCAUGCUGAUUCUGCUUCUAUAAAAAACUUCAUCGCACAUAUUUAUAAAGCAAAGGACUUGUAUAAUGAAGCUAACCAACAUUCUGUUCAAAAUCAGCCAUACCAAAUCACAGGGAACAUUAAAAGUACUCUACAAUUGCAAUACCGAAGUUCAUUCCAGGAAGGAAAAUAUGAUAAAUUUACUGAUCCUUCUCCUUCCCCAAAGUUUCAUGAGAAAAGCCGACCAAACUCUUUCUCUUUUACCAAACAUAAGCUUCAGAACAGCACUCAUGAACAAACAAUGGCAAGCCCACGUAUUGUCUGCGAAAGUCCAUCUCCAGAAACACAAACAAGUCCUUCUCUUCAGCUACCAACCUCAGAAAUGAAGACAAGCCAUUCAAUGCCAUCUUGUGCUAGUUCUGAGUGGCUUUCACAAACAGUUGGAGAAGAGACAAAAUCGAAAUCAGAAAGAAAACGCAAGACUGAAAAACGGUACAAUACUGCUGAUUCUAUCCAAGAACUUAAAAGAAAAGAACAUGCUGAUAAUUCUAUUCAUAAAAGAUUCUCGUGGAACUCAGGUUCAACUCAUAAAGAAAAUCGACAAAAUCUCUACAAACAUGUAAGUUCAGACAGUAUUCGCAGUUCAAGCGGAGUGAGUUCAACUUGCUCUUCUCAUUUGAGUCCUGAUCAUGAAAACAAUGAAAAUGAUGAAGAAACAACUCCAGUAAAUGUUCCGGCAGAACCAUUACUGACUGAACCAAAUGAGAACUUUUUAACUCUUAACACAGAAAACAAGACUCUAUCAAAGUCUAUGCCUGAUAUAGCUGUUCUUCUACAUGAUGUGUCUCCAAGUGAAAUGAAAGAUGGUAUAUCCUCUGUAGAUAUCACAGGUCUUGAUGUGAAGUAUGAAGGCUUAAACCAUAUGCAGGUUCUGAAUAUUAAAAAAUACCUCCUAUUGAACAGCAGUAAUGAAUCGGAAGUGUGACACUGGCUUUGUGAUAACAAUUUGUAAAUGGUAAACCAACCAGAAGAUAAUGAGACCAGUCACUGAUAUUUUCUUUCAGUCACCUUCAGAUCUCUACAUUUUUUGACACAAAACAUCUUUGACUACUUCAGUUGCUUUCCUUUAGUGGCCAUCCACCACUACUCCAAGGCAGCCACCAGAGCUCCAACUCCUCAUUGAGUUAGUUACUACAUUGGAGGCAGCCUCUAUCACCACCACCACCUCCUUUCCUCAUUGAAGCAGUUACCAAACAGAGGCAGCCACUGCCGCCACCACCACCACCACUAUCACCACUACACUUCAUUGAAGCAUUUACAUACUCAUGGGGGCAACUGUACACUCAUGAAGGCAGUCCUCAACUUAUGCUCUCUUUGUCAUUUGUUCUUGAGUCUCAAAUAUAUUCUACAUUAAGUUUUUCGAUUGAGUUAACAUAUCUCUGGAAACCAAGAGAUUCUUUGUUAAAUUACCCAUUAUCUAAACUGUAAGUUUGCUUAUGUAUGUAUGUAUUUAUUAUUGUGAAUUACUCUCCAGUUAGACCAGUGACUAGCAGAAAACCAGGAAACAAAUCACAAUUCCCCAUGUGUGUUUCAACAGUUCCACAUAAUCUGUGUUAAAAAAAAUACUCAAGAAACAUCACCAAUUCAUAGUUAUUCUGAAGAACAUACAUAUUUGGCAGAAAGUGGUAUUCUUUUAAACCAGACAGUAUGUUUAUUCGGUGAAACAGUUGUAAAGCAACAUAGGAAGAGAUGGAUAUCUUUGAACAGCUGGUAUCCCAAACUUCUAUCUCAUACCAUGUCAUUUACCAUCCAUGAUGUUGUAGAAGAUAAAGUUAGUGCCCUUAUUCUGAAGCUGUUAACCAAUCACAUUCAUAUAAACCAUUAUGACUCACUAAGUAUCUUCAAAAUACCAUGACUUUUUGUUUUCUUUAUUUUUUUUUUAUUUUAAUAUUAUUAUAAAUUGGUCCAGCACCAAGCUUGUUUCACUUUAUUUCUGUUACUAGAAAUAUCAAAUGUGGAAGUCUGUAGGGUUUUCCACCAGCCAAAUCCACAAUGAUAUCCUAGUUUUAAUUCCUACUACCCAAAAUAUAUAUCAUCUGUACAAACAAUAAUCCAGUUAUAUAACAACCCAUAUAACAACAUGUUUAUAGUGAAUUACAAUUGUAUGUUUACAUUUAAAGUAAGCAGUAUGUUUGAAACUGAUUAAGUUAUAUACUUAGUUCUAAUUCCAUAACUAUACUAACCUCUUUAGACAUACUACCUGCUAAUAGUUACAGUAUCAUUUAUACCUGUACUAUCUUUUUGAUGUAUAUAUAUUAUGCUAUCAUCACUUAUUGUAUCUCCCAGUACUAUAUUCUAUAGUGAUUCUAUCAAUUUUAGCUGUACUAUAUUUUAUAAUUUCAGCUAUAGCUAUGUUAUCUUCUAACACUAUACUUAAUAUGGUAACAGCCAUUUAUUGGUUGUAAAAUUAAUUCAUUGAAUCACUCAUAUGUCUUAAAUUCAGAAUUAAGUUUUGAUUUUACCUAGUAAAAGCAAAAUAGUUGAGUGGGUAAGACAUUAGACUACUGGCUCAUCAAACAUGAGUUCAAAUCCACUGUAGCUAUUUCAAUGUAUUUCUGAGAUAAGACACUUUACUCAUGUGUACAUACCUCUGGUCACCACACUGAAUAUUGAAUAUCUAGACUUCCAGAAAACAUUUCCUAUGAUAGACUGUAAUCUUUUCCAGGAGAAUUUUUUUUUAGCUCAGCUUACAUAUAUUAUAGUUAAUCACUAACCCUGGUUGUUGUUGUUGUUGUUGUUGUAACACCCAUACUAGCCCUGGUUGAUCUCAGUAUGAAAGAAUUAAAACAUAUAUGUUUACAUUACAAAGUUUGAGCUUUGGAGAUAGAAAUAUUGUGAAUUUGUAUCCCAUUUCUGGUGUUGUAAUAUGCAAUGGGUUUGACACCAGAUUUAUAUAACAUGCAAUGGGCUAAGACACAAAACUUCUCUUUCAGUGGUUUUAUGAUGUGUCAUGAGUAAGAUACCAAUUUUAUGUUCCAAUUCCUAUGUUAUAAUAUGCCUGGGUAAAACAUACAAUUUAUAUUCCCCUUCUGAGGCAGAAGUAUUCCCUGAGCAAAGCAUUAUAUUCUUCCUGCUUCAAUUACUAAGCAAUGAAGAAGAGAGAACCUUUGUUGGUAAUGCUCAUAAUUUACCUCUUGGUCUUCAGUGGACAAAAUUCUUAACCUAUUUAAAAAGAAGAUAAGCAUUGUAUCAUUGUAAUAAUAACUGUUGAAGUAUUACAAUGACCUUGGUUUAAGAGGACCAAUAAUCUGACUUUUACUUUAUAUACGUAUUUUCUAAUCUCUUCAAAAUUUAAAGUACAUUAAUAUUAAAAUAGAGAUCAGCAUGAAUUAUAAAAUUAUUGUUGGGGGAGGGUAAGAAAAAUCCGGUAACACAGGUGAUAUAAUGUCACAGAUAAAGGUGUUUAUUGCAGAGAUUGAACUCUUGAUCUUCAGCCAAUAUUCCUGCACCUUAGACACUUUUUGUCAGGGAAAAAAUGGCAUAGACAGAAUCUUUUCUUUUUUGGUUUUUUAGUACCUUCAAAACUGAUGGGAGGCAAGGAAGAAAACCAGACAUCUGCCUAAAUGUUUACAACAGACUAAGCUCCAUUAAAGUUACUCAAGAGUCAGGUAUGGGUAUCAAACUGAGUGACUAAUAGAGUAUGUCAACCCAGAACAGGGGCAAUCCUUCUGAUGAGUGUCCAUAUAGUUUCCAUCUACCAUUUUUAGUCACAAUGUUUUAGUUGACUCAUGGCCAUAAUGAUAGACAUUUGAUUAAAUGUAAAGCUAAUAUUUGUUUGAAACCUAGAACAAUCAAGUAAUGACACUAAAUUACUGGUAUCUAUUCCAGUAACCUCAGAGGUCAUAGGCAUGGCUGUGUGGCUAAGAAGUUUGCUUUCCAAUCUUGUGGUUUUGAGUUCAGUCCCACUGCAUGGCACUUUAUGCAAUAUAGCCCCAGACUUGAUCAAAGCCUCAUCAGUGGAUUUGGUUGAAGGAAACUGAAAGAAACCCAUUGUAUGUAUGCUGUAUGCGUGUGUGUGUGUGUGUUUGCUCACCAUUGUGUCCUUCAUUUCCAGUCUUUUGUGAAAAUCCAUGGGGAAAUAUUACAUUGCUUCAAAACGCAAAGGUCAUCCAACAAUAGAAAAUUUGCCCAAACAAAUUUCAUUUGACCCUGGAAAAGUGGGCAUUAAAUCAAUGAUCAUAAUAAAAGAAAGGAAAAUCAAAAUCUAGUGAUUUACUAUCACCAUAACAUAAAGGUAUAACACUCACAUAUAUAGCCGUGUGUAGGUCUCUGUACAGUCAUUCAACUUGCUGGAAAUAGCUGUCAAAUCUCCUUCGGAACAAACCAUAAUUUUUAGAUACAUUGGAUAAUGUAAUCAGGAUACGUUAUGCCUAAAAAAA
Molecule: messenger RNA, 7013 nt
Organism: Octopus sinensis (East Asian common octopus)
Lineage: Eukaryota; Metazoa; Mollusca; Cephalopoda; Octopoda; Octopodidae
Exons: 22
Coding region: 437-3559 (1040 amino acids)
Biological process (GO): endothelial cell migration; Rho protein signal transduction
Cellular component (GO): plasma membrane; axon; endocytic vesicle
Molecular function (GO): guanyl-nucleotide exchange factor activity
Source: RefSeq, a predicted model, not a curated record